Molecule: messenger RNA, 1821 nt
Organism: Malassezia globosa CBS 7966
Lineage: Eukaryota; Fungi; Basidiomycota; Malasseziomycetes; Malasseziales; Malasseziaceae
Exons: 1
Coding region: 1-1821 (606 amino acids)
Biological process (GO): cytoplasmic translational initiation
Cellular component (GO): guanyl-nucleotide exchange factor complex; eukaryotic translation initiation factor 2B complex
Molecular function (GO): translation initiation factor activity; guanyl-nucleotide exchange factor activity
Source: RefSeq, a predicted model, not a curated record
AUGGUGCUGAUGCCAUCGCUGCAUGCGCAGCGAUUCCAGCCGGUGAUCUUCAGUGAUACUGGGUCGAACUUGUACCCGCUAUGUGACUUUCCUAAUGACACGCUGCCCAAAGCGCUAGUGCCUGUGUUGAAUCGCCCUAUGAUCGCGUUUCCCUUGCAAUGGCUUGUAUCGGCGGGCUUCCGCUCCUGCCUGCUUGUCGCACCUAUUGCUGAGCAUGCAGCCUUGUCCGAUGCACUGCGAUCCCUUUACCUGAUACCCUCCGGCAUGGGCCGCGAGGCUGAGCAGGGCCUAUCUAAUGCUGCUCAAGUGGCUGCGAGCGCGUCGUCAGCCAGCAAUGUUUCUGUCUCCUUCGGAAGUUCGACAUCUAGCAUCAUUUCAGGUUCUGGCACAGGCUCGCUUGUGGAUCCCCAGCCCUCUUCGCCUAUCAUGCACGUGGAACUCGUGCCUUACGGCCCAAAAAUGGGCGAGUCGGUUCGCAGCCUGCGCGAGCCAUCAAAGACUGUCUCACGCACACGCUGGGGCACCGCACAACUUCUGUACUGGCUCGCGGCGACUCGGAAGCUUACACAGGAUCCUUUGGUUGUGCCUGUCGAUCUCAUCGCCCCGCAUAUGCCGUUGGCAAACUUCCUGCUUGCCCAUCUAGGUGCCGUGCCGAAUGAGCCUACCGUGUCAUGCUUGUUCUACGAGCGUGGCGCUGGUGAAGGCACCGGCAAGGAGCGUGAACGCGAUGGUCCAGCAAACCUAUUCGUUGCAUACGAUCGCUCGCCCGUGCGUGUGCACGAAGGCAUUCGGUCCUUGCCGAAUGGCGCUAGGGACUCGCUCCCGGUGCAUGAACCGUUGCUUCUCAUGGAUUCCGACGACGUAUUUGACAAAAACUCAUCUGAUCUCGAGCUUCGCAUGAGCAUGCUAUGGACACAUCCGUAUGUGCGUGUGUCCACUUCACUGCUCGACUCACAUGUGUACGUGUUGCAUCUUGCGCCACUACUCCCGCUCUUGGAACUGCACCCCGAGCUGAACAAUAUUACAGAGCAGCUUGUGCCGUUCGUGAUCAAGUGCCAAUGGCAAAAGCGACUCGGUGCGAAGGCUGGCUGGUCAACUGUUCCCGACUCGUUGACUGAACAUGCCAUCUCAUCCAGCUCUACGCCUUGGGGCAGCAUGACCGACGCCGAUGCGCACAGUCUUCCUUUCCAUCCACACUGCGAAAUGCUUGUAGCUCGCAUGCAGCCUGACAUGCGUCGUCCGCUUCCUCCGUCGCAAUUGCUUGAGGCCGAGAAGCCCCGCACCAAUCCCGACGACGCCUUCAUGGCGCGUGCAAAUACAGUGCCGACAUACCUAGAUUGCAGUCGCUACUUGCUGCGUCUUACAGGCGCCUCCAUCGCACUACCAGCACCGUUCCCCUUACCCGUUACGACAGGCUGCGGUACGGUUCCGUUUGAGCCGCCCAAAGACGAGAAUGGCCCCAUUCACCCUCGUGCACAACUGUCCAACGAUUGCUUAAUCGGCUCGAACACCUACAUCGAAGAGCGCGCUACGCUGAAGCAUUCCAUUCUCGGAAGGAACUGCAUCAUCGGAAAAGGUGCACGGAUUCUACGGUGUGUCAUAAUGGAUGGCGUGCGCAUUGGCGACAAUGCAAAACUCGAGAAUUGCAUCGUCGGCAUGCAUGCCGAUAUUGGCGAGCGCUCUCAACUUCGUGAGACGGACGUCGGUCCUAGAUACGUCAUGGCGCCCAGCACCGAGUCCAAGAACGAGAAGCUGGUGGCUUAUGACGACGAUGACGACGGCGAUGACGAUGGCGAUGAUGAAGAAGUUGAUGGGGGGUGA